UCACCAGCAAUUGAAUCUGAGUUGCAAGAGUCAUAAGAAAUGCUUAAUUUUGGUCAAAUUCGUUCAAAGCCAGAUGUACAACAAAAAAUAUGAGUCGGUUCUGCUUGCGUACUCCUAUUCACUGUUUCAAUUAUUCGGAGCGCUUCUUAAGUCAGAAUUAAUCAUGAAAUAACUAAGUUGCAAACCUUUUUAUGAAGCUCCACACACAUAUUAAGAAACACAGGACGCUUUUGAAAGAACGAUUGUAAUGUUUUCUUAUCGAGAAAAUAGUUAUUGGAUAUUUUUGGUGGAGGGUUACAACAAGAAUUAAUGUUGCUGAACCGGUUAUUUGUAUCUAAGAAAACACGAAGAACAUUCCAAUGUUGUUACCCAACUCUCCGAUUAUAACUUAAGUUUCUGAGAAUUCGAGAUCAACAAGAUUUCAAACGGAAGCAAAGGAUAAGCUACGUAGCUGUAGUUAAAGCUCACGUGCGUUUUUAUUUGUUGCCACUAUUAUUGCAAUAUCGAAUCACUUCAGAAACAUGCUGUUCAAAUUUUACUUCGCUUCGGGUUUCUUGGCUGGCGUGAUAGCCUUGUCGUUUGCAGACGACUUCGCGACUGCUCGUGAGGAGAUCAAUAAAGUGAAGCCCAGCAUUGACUACACCACUUUCUGCGCUGAGAUGUCUGAAGGAGAAGACAAGACUGCUUGCCGUAUGAAGAAUGUAUUGAGCGUAGGCUUUCUUGUCUGUCAGAGGCCGAUGUUCGGAGAGAAAAACUGCUCGAAAAUUAUUGACGAAGAAAUCAAUAACUUGCAGAGAGUCCAUCGAGAAGGAAACGUUAAAAUAGUCCAGAUAUCGCCUCCUCCUAUCGAUGAUGUCAGAUGUGGAAAAGAAUCCAGCCUAAACUGCACUGGUUUUCUUGAACACUGGGUGGAUCGUAAAGACGGUCAGUUCAAGCAAGUUCGAGACCAUAUUUCUGACAAUACAACACAAGGUCUCAUUGAGGCCGUGAAAAGUUUCACCACGCCAGCUGCAUUAGUGACAACGGCCUCUGAUCUGUCAAAAAUCAAGAGUUACAUGAUGGAGAAUCCAAAUGAAAACCAAUAUCGUCAGAUAUGCGACCUCCAGGGAUUUUUCAUGGUAAGCGGAGGCUUUUUAGUAAACGAUGUCCCUGAUAUUCUUACGGGUGCAGGCCUUGACGGAGUUUGCUGGAAUGACGAACCGACCACAGAACAAGUUAUCAAAGCUUUGGAUGAUAUGAUUUCCGCUUUUGGAUCAAAAAACGACAACGUCGACAGCGGAAACAGAAAUGGAGAAAUUAAAAUCACUGGCCUGCAUAUAAAUGCAAAAAUCAUACUCACCAUCAGUAUUGCUUAUUGCACUUUUGCUCCUAAAUAAGUAAAAACGUUUUCACGAAGGGA
This is a messenger RNA of Stylophora pistillata, 1399 nucleotides long. RefSeq lists its product as uncharacterized. The record is from RefSeq and is a predicted model, not a curated record. Lineage: Eukaryota; Metazoa; Cnidaria; Anthozoa; Scleractinia; Pocilloporidae.